Mixia osmundae IAM 14324 is the source of this 2733-nucleotide messenger RNA. RefSeq lists its product as uncharacterized. NCBI's taxonomy places the organism in Eukaryota, Fungi, Basidiomycota, Mixiomycetes, Mixiales, Mixiaceae. The record is from RefSeq and is a predicted model, not a curated record. Gene Ontology annotation, biological process: GTP biosynthetic process. The transcript is spliced from 9 exons. The coding region runs from base 1 to 2733 and encodes 910 amino acids. Gene Ontology annotation, molecular function: IMP dehydrogenase activity. Gene Ontology annotation, cellular component: cytoplasm.
AUGGUCGUCUUGAGCGAGGAUGUGGCGCCUAAAGCGUCUACCUCCAACGGAACGCGCUUCCUCGAUCCUUCCCAGGCAGUAGCACAUCUUGCGAGCUACACCAGGGGGGAUGGACUCUCCCUGCGAGAGCUCAUGGAUUCGCGUCAGCACGGCGGUCUCACAUAUAAUGACUUUCUUGUACUGCCGGGCCACAUCGACUUUCCCGCUAGUGCCGUCACGCUCAACUCGCAUGUGACGCGCAACAUCAAGCUGCAGACGCCCUUUAUGUCUUCGCCUAUGGACACAGGCAAAUCGCAAGCUGACGGUCCACGAUUUUUUGCAGUCACGGAGUACCAGACAGCGGUGGCAAUGGCGCUUCUCGGGGGCGUAGGCGUCAUCCAUCACAACAUGUCGCCCACCGAACAGGCACGGCAAGUCAAGGCAGUCAAGAAGUACGAGAACGGCUUCAUCACGGAUCCAGUCUGUCUCCAGCCAAGCCACAUCGUCCAAGAUGUCCUAGACGUCAAAGAGCGAUACGGCUACUCCGGUAUUCCCGUCACAGAUACUGGCAGGCUCAAGGGCAAGCUGUUGGGCAUAGUCACUGCGCGAGACAUCCAGUUCAGGUCAAGCACAGCCAGUCUCGAGUCCGUCAUGACGCCACGAAGCGAGCUUGUCGUUGCACGCGAAGGCAUCACCCUCGAAGAGGCCAACAAGGUCCUGCGAGACUCGAAAAAGGGCAAGCUACCCGUCAUCGACGAAGACGGCAGGCUUCGAUCCUUGCUCGCCCGGUCGGAUCUGCUCAAGAACAAAGACUACCCGCUCGCGUCCAAGAAGCCAGAAUCGAAACAGCUCUACUGUGCUGCAGCUGUGGGCACGCGCGAGCCUGAUCGCGAUAGGCUCAACUUGCUCGUCGAGGCCGGUCUGGAUAUCGUCGUGCUCGACUCGUCGCAAGGCAAUUCGGUCUACCAGAUCGACAUGAUCAAGUGGAUCAAGAGCACCCAUCCCACGCUCGAAGUCAUCGCGGGCAAUGUCGUCACGCGGGAGCAAGCUGCCGAGCUCAUUCAGGCCGGCGCUGAUGGUCUGCGCGUGGGCAUGGGUAGCGGAUCGAUCUGCAUCACGCAAGAGGUCACUGCAGUCGGUCGACCGCAAGGCACUGCCGUCUUUGCCGUCGCAGAGUUUGCCAACCAGUUCGGCGUGCCUGUCAUCGCAGAUGGGGGUAUCUCAAACGUCGGACAUAUCGCAAAGGCGCUCGUCCUCGGCGCUUCGGCUGUCAUGAUGGGCAGCCUGCUCGCCGGCACGACAGAAUCGCCGGGAGAGUUCUUCUACCACGAAGGGAAACGGCUCAAGAAGUACCGCGGUAUGGGCAGUAUCGAUGCAAUGGAGCACCAACAGAAAGGCCAGAAGCAGAAUGCGAGUACCAAGGCGCUGGUCCAGCAGGCGUUGGCCGAGUCCGAAGUCGACAAUGCUGCCACGUCACGAUACUUUUCCGAGAGCGAUACCGUGCGAGUUGCCCAAGGCGUCACAGGAGCUGUACAAGAUCGAGGUUCGCUCAAGACUUUCCUGCCUUACCUCUACGUUGCAUUGCAACACUCGCUCCAAGAUGCUGGCGUCUCGAGCCUGGCGCAGUUCCGCUCAGAGGCCAUCUCUGGCAAGCUCAGAUUCGAGCUGCGGACUGCUUCUGCUCAGGUCGAGGGGGGCGUGCAUGGCCUGACCAACUACGAGAAGCGUCUACGAUCAGGACGUCUCAAGGCGACAAUGAUGCGCUCACUUUGCUUAGCGAUAGCCGCUGCCGCCUCUGCGCAUGCGUUCCUGGACACAGCGCCCUUCCUGGCUUGGCAAAGCGAAGGGAUGCUUCGGGAGAGUGCGAGCGCUCCUUGUGCGGAGAGCAGGCCGUCCCUCACCCUGCUAACGAUACCUCACCUGCGAUCGGACGAUAUUGCCCACCUCACCACACUCAAGGCGCCUUACCACGCUGCAGAUUCACGAAUCCAUGUGCCUUACUGCUCGCGCAAGGACAGCUUGAGGCGGAUCGAUGCUCUCACUCGCUGUCAUGACGAUUCGGAGAUGACCUGGCACAGCCUCGAGAGCGAUUCGAAGCAGCUCAAGUCAGCCUCGACCUCUUCGCGCAAGGACAUCCUCCGCAAGCUGAAUGAGCGGCUGGCUACGCUGCUGAGCGAUGACCCGUCGGUCAUUGUGUCGACUGUGGGCGAACAAACCCUUCGACGCCGAUUGCGCAGACGACAGCUCGAGAUCGACAAUGAGGCUGAUGCAGCGACCGAUCAGCCUGCUCUAUCGCCUGCCUAUGAUGCUCGACCAAGCUAUCUCGAUGCAGAGCACGCGGAGAUGAACGGCAGCCUCGAGCAGUACACCUCACCGAGCUCUGUAUUGCAGAGUCAUCUGCCGCUCGCUUCAGGCGAAGCACCCCAAGCCGCGGCAUCCCGACAGUCUUGGGAGAACUCUGGCGCAGCGCUCAGUCCUGACACUUCAGAGGGCGUACUCGAAGAUGCAGAGGUCGACCAGAUGCCAUCUCAGGCAGCUCCUCGUGUGCAAGAGAUGCCAGACCCCAAUUCGGGCCUGAGCUAUCGCUACACCUUUGUCAACCCGAUCCUCAUCUUCUCCAUUCUCAUCAUGGUCCUCAUCUUCAUUCCCGCCGCUCUCAUGAGCAUCAACGCGCUCAAUUCGAUCGAGCUGCUCAGAGGGCUAGAACAUAAGAUGAUCGGUGGACAAUCUGCAGACAGUAAGAAAGACUCAUGA